CAGGUAUUGAGUGGAGCAUGGACAAUGAUGCAUCUAACUCUGCUGUUGUGAUUGCUAGCGAGGCACACACAAUAACUUUGGCUGUUGAAGGCCUUCUAGGUGUUGUGUUUACCAUUUCUGCUUUGACCGAUGAAGCCAUUGAUGUUGGUGAGGUUGAAUCUCCUAAAUCGGAUAAUGAUCUACCUGAUGAAUGUACUGGGAGAACUGCUGUUCUUUGCUUAUCUAUGAUUAAUUCAACAUGGCUGACCAUCCUGAACUCUUUAUCUCUUAUUUUGACAAGGUCACAAGGAGAGGCUGUAGUAUUAGAGAUAUUAAAAGGGUAUCAAGCAUUUACACAGGCAUGUGGAGUCCUUCGAGCUGUAGAGCCAUUGAAUUCUUUUCUAGCUUCUUUAUGCAAGUUUACCAUCAACAUUCCGAAUGAUCUGGAUAAGAAAAGUGGCUUAUUCUCCCCGGGAUCAAAAAGGUCUGAGCACUCAACUGAUCAGCGGGAGAAUAUUGUUUUAACACCUAAGAAUGUUCAGGCAUUGAGGACACUCUUCAAUGUUGCACACCGCUUGCAUAAUGUUUUGGGUCCAUCUUGGGUUUUAGUUUUGGAGACCCUAGCUGCUCUGGAUCGAGCAAUCCAUUCUCCGCAUGCGUCUACGCAGGAAGUUUCUACUGUCUCAAGGCUGACUAGGGACACUUCUGGACAGUAUAGUGACUUCAACAUCCUUUCUUCUUUGAACUCUCAGUUGUUCGAGAGUUCCGCUCUUAUGCAUGUUUCUGCUGUGAAGUCACUACUUUCUGCCCUGUGCCAAUUGUCAAGUCAAACUGUUCCUGGAAGUUUGACUGUCACAGGCCAAGCUACAAAUCAGCAAAUUGGAAGUGUUGCAUUUUCUAUAGAACGAAUGACAUCAAUACUUGUAAACAAUUUGCACCGUGUCGAGCCAAUAUGGGAUCUAGUUGUUGGCCAUCUCCUUGAGCUUGCUGAUGCUUUCAGUCCGCAGCUGAGAAAUCUUGCACUUGAUGCAUUAGAUAAGUCAAUUUGUGCAGUCUUAGGUUCUGAUCAAUUUCAAACAAAUCAGAAUUCUGAGAAGCAGUUGAUUAAUUCUGAUGUGAAACUAAAUGACUUUCAAUUAGGAUCUUUUGAAUGUGCGGUUCUCUCUCCACUGAUGAUCCUUUAUAAAUCUAGUCAAAAUAUUGAUGUCCGAACUGGUUCCCUUAAGAUCUUGUUGCAUGUUUUAGAGAGGCAUGGAGAGAAGCUAUGCUAUAGCUGGGCCUGUAUUCUUGAUUUACUGAGGAAUGUUGCUAGUGAAGCAGACAAGGAUCUUGUCUCACUGGGCUUUCAGAGUAUACGUGUAAUAAUGAAUGAUGGAUUGUCAACCAUUCCUGCACAAUGCUUAGAUGUAUGUAUAGAAGUUACUGGGGCAUAUGGAUCUCAGAAAACCGACAUAAACAUAAGUUUGACUGCCAUUGGGCUCCUCUGGACUGCAACUGACUUCAUUGCGAAAGGUUUAGGUCAAAAGACUGCCAAGGGAUCUUCUAAGGAAACAGAAAUAGGGAGUAAUUUAGGCGAUACUGCUGAAGAUGAACAUUCUUCUCAUACUACUAAUGGGAUUCAGGGAGUGUUGUAUUCUACAUAUUUUGAUAGUAACAAGUUGCUCUUUUCAGUUUUCUCUUUCCUUCAGAAGCUUGGAGCUGAUGAGAGACCAGAGGUACGAAACUCAGCUAUUCGAACUCUUUUUCAAACCCUGGGCAGUCAUGGUCAGAAACUCUCCAAAAGCAUGUGGGAGGAUUGCCUUUGGGGUUAUGUUUUCCCUAUACUUGAUCGUGUUACACAUCUGGCAGCAACGUCAUCCAAGGAUGAAUGGCAAGGGAAAGAGCUUGGUACAAGGGGAGGGAAAGCUGUUCAUAUGCUUAUACAUCAUAGCCGUAAUACAGCCCAAAAACAAUGGGAUGAAACACUCGUAUUAGUAUUAAGUGGCAUAGCUCGAUUAUUACGGUCAUUUUUCCCCUUUCUACAGAGUUUGAAGAGAUUUACUGAAGGAUGGGAGUUCUUGCUUAGUUUUAUUAAGGAUAGCAUUUUGAAUGGUAGUAAAGAGGUUGCUGUUGCUGGAAUAAGUUGCUUACAGACAACUGCAUGUUCCCAUUGUCCAAAGGGAAAUAUGCCUAUAACUUGCUUCAAAUCUGUGCUUGAUGUGUAUGAACUUGUGCUUCAAAGAUCAACAAAUUGGAGUAAUUCUGCAAACAAGGUGAAGCAGGAAACUUUACAAGCGCUAGGUGACCUUUAUGUCCAAGCAAAAAUGAUGUUUGACAGUGAUAUGUAUGCCCGAUUGCUUGCAAUUCUGCGGCAGGCAAUUAGAAAUUCUAGCAGUACUGUUGAUUGUGAAAAUGAUUAUGGGAGUGUUCCACCUUUGCAGCGUUCUGUUCUGGAAAUUCUACCUUUGCUGCGUCCUGCUGAGAAUUUGCAGUCAAUGUGGCCCUUGUUUCUGCGGGAGCUUGUCCAUUAUCUUCUGGGGUGCCAAACCUUAUUUCAUGAAAACAAAAAUGAUGUGGACACUACUGACCACACUAAGCAUGUCCUAGAAGGUGCGGAAAUCAGAUCACAAGAACCUGCUGGAGGUUCUGCUGCUGAGAAUGCAGCAUGCAUUUCAAGUCCUUUGAUUAAGGAGAAGCUUGUACCUGUUAUUGUUGAGCUUUUCCUUGAGGCUCCCACAGUUGAGAAAUACAAUGCGAUUCCUGAAAUAAUUCAAGGUUUAGGAAGGUGCAUGACUACAAGGAGAGACUACCCCAAAGGUGCUCUUUGGAGACUAGCUGUUGAGGGGUUCAACAAACUACUGCUAGAAGAUGUUAAGACAAUCCAUCCAGUCUAUAAAAUGGAUCAAACAACAUAUAGACUUCCCAGAGCACGGUUGUGGAAAGAAGUUGCUGAUGUAUAUGAAACAUUUCUUGUUGGUUCUUGUGGGCGGGCUUUUCCUUCUGACACACCAGCAGCUGAUGUACUCAAAGCUGAUGAGUUUAUCGAGAUCAAUUUUCUGAAUGUUCUCGGUGACAAAGUUCUCAUGGCUCAAAUGGAUGCUCCAACUGAUAUAUUGCAACGGCUUGUCUCAACACUUGAUCGUUGCGCAUCUCGAACAGGCUGUUUACCUAUUGAGAGUGUAGGGCUGAUUCCUCCUAACUGUAGCAAGUUCUCCUUGAGUUGCUUGCGGAUGAUGUUUUCCUUGUGCAGUUAUAGUUCAGAGGACAAUUGGCACUCAAAAAGAUGUGAGGUUAGCAAGGUUUCAAUCCUUGUUCUGAUGAAAAGAUGUGAAUGCAUAUUUAAGCAGUUUCUGACCGACGAAAAUGAUCUAGGUGAGACUCCACUCCCAGCGGUGAGAAUUGAAGAAACAAUUUGCGUCCUGCAAGAGCUUGCUCGGUUAAUCACUCAUCCAGACACAGCUUCUGCUUUGCAGUUGAAACCAUCCUUGAGAGGAGCUCUUGUAGAUAAUGAGAAACCUGGUGGGCGUGCUCAUCUAUUUGUUCUGCUUCCAUCAUUUUGCGAACUAGUUGUUACAAGGGAAACUCGUGUAAGAGAACUUGUGCAGGUGCUGCUUCGACUCAUCAGCACAGAACUGGGACUGCAGAAAAGCUAGCUUUGGCGCAUGAUCGGAAACAGCAUAGAAGAUCGGUAUUUGAUACCCCAAUUAUUGAUUUAUUACUGCUGCUCAAGUUAAAGAACCACUGUGUGACACAGGAUAUUUACAGCUUAAGUGCCUGGUUUUUCAGUGUAGCUAGUUGUGUAUUCGAGUUGUAUAAUUCUUUCCAUAUAGCACAAAUUUUGGGGGGGUUCAUGUUCGCCUCUGUAAAGAGGCACAUCCAAUAUAUCUUUGAAGCCUGAUCAUAUUGUCUCUUUGUAAUAGAAAUUCAUUUUGUGAUUAUUAAUUAUUUUGAUCCUGCAGUCCCUUGUCUAAGUCUUUGAAUUAUGUAUUAAUUUACUGUUUGUUUGAUUAAUAAAAUCUUAUGCUA
Dioscorea cayenensis subsp. rotundata (Guinea yam) is the source of this 3984-nucleotide messenger RNA. Its product is annotated as protein MON2 homolog. The coding region runs from base 18 to 3611 and encodes 1197 amino acids. The transcript is spliced from 30 exons. The record is from RefSeq and is a predicted model, not a curated record. NCBI's taxonomy places the organism in Eukaryota, Viridiplantae, Streptophyta, Magnoliopsida, Dioscoreales, Dioscoreaceae.